Molecule: messenger RNA, 952 nt
Organism: Xenia sp. Carnegie-2017
Lineage: Eukaryota; Metazoa; Cnidaria; Anthozoa; Malacalcyonacea; Xeniidae
Product: sorting nexin-10B-like
Exons: 5
Coding region: 228-881 (217 amino acids)
Biological process (GO): intracellular protein transport
Molecular function (GO): phosphatidylinositol binding
Source: RefSeq, a predicted model, not a curated record
GUCAAAACAAGCAUCACGUACCUUUUCGGACGAAAAAUAUCGUGGAUAUCCUAUCGACUUUGUCAUCGAAAUCGAAGAAGUCGAUGCGGCUUUUUAACGAUCGGCUUCUUUUUAACGAUCUGCUGAGCGAAGUAUAAUAUAAAACCCUUGAUUAAUCAGAAAAAUUUAAUUCAAUCAUCGAAGCGCCAUUUUACGACGAAGUGCAAAGUCUUGUUUGAGGAACGCCUAUGUUGUCUGAGCCAGAGUAUUUACAAGUAGAGGUUCGGUAUCCUCGCACUUACAGACAUUUGAACAAGGGAAAAUACACGGAUUAUGAAGUUUACAUAGAGACCAACAGAAUAGCAUUUUCUCGACGAAGCUCUACAGUCCGAAGACGUUUUUCUGAAUUUGUAUGGCUGAGAAAACAACUAGCCAGCCUUGAAGUAAAUGGUCUAGGAAAGGGCAGUGUCCCCGAACUUCCUCCCAAGAAAAUGAUUGGUCGAUUUAAUCCAUCUCUUUUGUCAUCACGACAAGAAGGGCUUCGACUUUUCCUCGAAAGCGUACUUAGUGUCAACAAGUUCCUGUCCUUCAGUGGUUUGCAUUUGUUUUUGCAAUCUCCCAUGACUGUUGAGGAAAUUGAGGAUUUCCUUGGUGGAAAAUACAAGAACAAAAGUGUCGAGGAUGUCAUGGAAGACUUUGGCUGUCCAACAAACACUGACAAUCCUUUUAGAGUGUUUCUGAGAAUGAACAAUGCUGGUCUAUUAAUUAACAACACAGCAGGACGAUCUUUACCAUACAAUCGUUUAUCAUACAAUCGUUUACCUAGCAUUGAUGAACAGGAGGACAAAGUACCCGUUCAAUCAUCAGUGGAUUCAUCUGAAAACUCAUCUGGAAGUUGUUAGAGUGUUUUAUUUACCAAAAACCAUAUUUUAAUGUACAUUGUAAACUACACAUAAAUGAUCUAACUGACAAA